AUGAAGAAGGUUAUUGGUCAAACUGUUAGGGACCUUAAAAGAGAAGUGAAUAAGAAAGUGCUCAAAGUUCCUGGCAUUGAGCAGAAGAUUCUUGAUGCUACAAGCAAUGAACCAUGGGGUCCUCAUGGAACACUUCUUGCCGACAUUGCUCAGGCAACCAGAAACCCCCAUGAAUACCAGAUGAUCAUGUCAGUAAUCUGGAAAAGAAUUAACGACACUGGCAAGAAUUGGCGGCAUGUCUACAAGGCAUUGACAGUACUGGAGUAUUUGGUGGCUCAUGGUUCUGAGAGAGUCAUAGAUGACAUCAGAGAACAUGCUUAUCAAAUAUCGACUUUGUCCGAUUUUCAAUAUAUUGACUCCAGUGGAAGAGAUCAAGGAAACAAUGUCAGAAAAAAAUCUCAGAGUCUCGUUAUCCUUGUGAAUGAUAAAGAAAGAAUCGUAGAGGUUAGGCAAAAGGCUUCUGUUAAUAGGGAAAAGUUUCGUAACAAUACACCAGGUGGAAUGUAUAGACCUGGUUCACACCCAAGCAGUGGAGGCUAUGGUGAUCGGUAUGACGAAGAUCGUUAUGCAAGCAGGGAGGAAGAUAGAAAUGGCUAUGGUUAUGGAAGAGAAAGAGAAAUGGGCUCUAGAGAUGAUGAUCGGUACAGUCGCGAUGGAGAUCGUUAUGGUAGAGAUUCUGAUGAACGUUAUAGCCGGGACGGUUACAGAGAUGAUGACAGGGGAAGAAGUCGAAGUGUUGACUACCAAUAUGAUACAAGAAGUAGGAGUUCUGAUAGAGAGCGCGAUUUCGAUGAGGAUGGCCAACAGUCGUCUCGAGGCAGCAAUGCUAAAGUUGAAGACCAAUCACUGGAAGCAAGACUUCAGCGGAAGCUUUCUGAGCAAAAUGUGGGUGCUCCUCCUACAUAUGAAGAGGCUGUUGGUGAAGUUCGGAGCCCUGUGCAGGGUGAAAGGGAUGUUGAACCUUCCGUAGAAUCUGCUCCAAGAAGCUCGUCCCCUCAUGAAAGUGAUAAUCCUAGCCUAACCUCUGCUCCCACUGGAUCUUCUCCUGUAAGCAAUAAUCCAACUGAAGUAACUGCUGCUACCAGUACUGCUGCUUCUGGAACGCAGGAAACUGAGCCCACUGAUGAUUUCUUUGACCCGCGAGGCCCUACAUCAGCUGCCCCAACCACAUCUAAUUAUGGUGAAAUAGACUUGCUUGGUUCUCUAUCAGACUCAUUCUCUUCAAAUGCACUGCCUCCUGUGCCAGAUACAUCAGCAACUGCAACCCCUGAAGCAAACACUGGUUCAACAGCUUCCUUUGCAGCUCCAUCAUUUGGGUCCAAUAAUUUCAAUCAGUCUUAUGAAGAUCCAUUUGGUGAUUCACCAUUCAAGGCCGAUACUUCUGCUGAAACUGCUCCAUCUCAACAAUAUGCACAUCAGAGUAUUGAACCAUCCCAAGAUGGUUUUAAUGCUGACACAAUGUCUAACUUUGGGUUUGGGGACUCAUUUUCUAUUGUACCGUACUCUGCAUCUGCUCCCAGUGACACCCAACCUUUCUCUGCUAGCUCCAACUUUUUGUCCCAAGAGUCAUUAUCUCAACAACUGGAAACUGAUAUUCUUGCUGACAUUCUUCCUCCUGCACCAUUACCUGAGAUGACAUCACAGCAAAACAGUUUCUCAGCUGCAACCAGUCAACCUGCACAAACCCUUCCCAGUGGUCAAUUUCCCCAGCAACAACCCUUUUCAACUCCUAAUUCAUCUUUUCCAGCUACCACCAGUCCAUAUACACAAGGACAGCCACCCUUUCCUUCUCAUUCUGGUCAACCUGGCAUGCAUGGAUUUUCAUCAUCUACCGGCCAUUCUAUGCAGGCACCUUAUGCUUCUCAAGGUGGUCAAUCUGCACAAUCAAGUGGUCUUACCUAUGGUGGAUUGUACUCCCUGGAUACAUCUCUUGCUCCCGGAGCUCCAAACAUGUAUUCUCAAUCACAAAAUGGAUAUAAUGGGUCUAUGAACAGUGGGAACUACUUGCCACAAGGAUCCUCUACAGGAUUUCCUUCACACAUGACUCCCCAAGCUCCAACACCACAACCAGCACAACAACCGGCACAAAUCACAAACUUUCCCCAUCAUGGAGGAUCUACCGGUUCUCCUUCCCAGAGCCAGGGCUUCUUUGGGCAACAAGGGAAUGCAGCUCCCUUAAGUUCAUCAUAUACCCAUCAAGCCCCUGCUCCUAAUGCUUCACCAUAUGCGGUUUCAACGACAUCAAAUUCUUUAGUUUCUCAAGCUCCCUUAAGUUCAUCAUAUACCCAUCAAGCCCCUGCUCCUAAUGCUUCACCAUAUGCGGUUUCAACGACAUCAAAUUCUUUAGUUUCUCAACCAUCCAAGGAUAAGUUUGAGACAAAAUCAACAGUUUGGGCAGAUACCCUUAGCAGGGGGCUUGUUAAUUUAAAUAUAUCUGGACCUAAAACUAAUCCAUUAUCAGAUAUUGGGAUUGACUUUGAGUCCAUUAAUAGGAAGGAAAAGAGACUGGAAAAGCCCACUAAUACACCUGUAACAUCAACCAUAAAUAUGGGUAAAGCUAUGGGAUCAGGUUCAGGCAUAGGCCGUGCUGGGGCUGGUGCUCUCAGACCUAAUCCAAACUCGAUGAUGGGUCCUGGUAUGGGCAUGGGUAUGGGUAUGGGCAAUGCUCCGGGUGGUAUGGGGGGAAUGGGUAUGGGACAACAAGGUUACCCGAUGCAGCCCCCUACAGGAAUGCCUCCUGGUUCCAACAUGCCAGGAAACUAUAAUAACAACAUGAUGGGUCCGGGUGGUUAUGGUCAACAGCCUUCCGGUGGUUAUGGUCAACAGCCUUCCGGUGGUUAUGGUCAACAGCCUUAUGGUGGAUACAGAUGA
Messenger RNA from Vicia faba (fava bean), 2871 nucleotides. The record is from the annotation of a GenBank genome assembly. NCBI's taxonomy places the organism in Eukaryota, Viridiplantae, Streptophyta, Magnoliopsida, Fabales, Fabaceae.